Messenger RNA from Aspergillus udagawae, 1506 nucleotides. RefSeq lists its product as uncharacterized. The transcript is spliced from 7 exons. The coding region runs from base 1 to 1506 and encodes 501 amino acids. Lineage: Eukaryota; Fungi; Ascomycota; Eurotiomycetes; Eurotiales; Aspergillaceae. The record is from RefSeq and is a predicted model, not a curated record.
AUGGGUCUGGUCCGUUAUGUCUCCCUUCUCGCUGCUCUGGUGCUGGCCGUGACUGUUAUAAAUUGGCGGAUCCUACGAGCGCUCACCUCAGAGGAUGUAGCCCAUCUCGAGGAGCAGCCACACUUGGCCAAGUACUACACAUGGCUACGUGAAUUGACCGCCAAAGCCGCCAAGGAAUCGACCCCGGACGACCCUGAGCAGCGUCAAGAGUACAUGGCCGCUAUGGCCUUGCAAAACGUCGAUGGGGAGUUGGUGUGCCGCCUCGGCCCUCUCCUCCCGUCCAUCCUCCGUGGUGAGCUCACGUGGACACAGCUCUCUACGCUGCUGCGCAAGGUUGCACACAAAAACCCAGGUGCCCGCGUCCUCCAGAUCGGUACCGGAAUGGGCGUUCAGGCGACGCGUCGCAUACUGGAGACGCUUGGCACGCCCAAGACGCCUUUGGUGGCGAGCUGGCACUUCGACCAACUCGACAUCGAGCAGAGCCCGGCCAAGCAAAAGUUUACCCCAGGGAGCUACGACAUCAUUGUAGCCUUCCAAGCUCUACGCGCCACCAAGAACGUGACCAGUGCUGUUGCCAAUGUGCGCAGCCUGCUGAAGCCAGGCGGCACGUUCCUCUUUGCGGAGACGAUCAAGGACCAGCGGUGGCAAGGCGAAGAGUCCGAUCGCCCAACACUCACAGCGUCCUCAUGGGAUGGCGUGCUUCGGGACGCUGGGUUUAAUGGUGUGGAUCUUGAGAUCCGUGACUCGGAGAGCGACAUCAUCCACACCAACAGUACCGUCAUGUCCACGGUGCCGCUCGCCGAAGACCAGAACUCCAGCCUGAGCAAUGCUAACCACCGAGAGAGCUUUGCCGUGGUCACCAGCAGCAAGGCAUCUCCACCACCAGGCUUUGUCGAUCUGCUAUCCCGGCGUAUCCAGGCCCUGACCGGUGCUGACACUCUCGCCGAGCACCUGGUGCUCGAGCAAAGCGGCUUCGACACCUACAAGGGCAAGAUCUGUGUCUUUGUGGGCGAGAUUGACGGACCAAUACUGGCGGAGCCCGACGCAGAGCCGUACCGUGGAGAGCGAGGCACCCGAGCGGGCCGUUCACCAGGGCUUCCUGCGUGUGCUGCGCAACGAGUACAUCAUCCGCGCUUCCUCUCCCUGGACCUGGGCCCUGCACAUGCAGCCGAGAGAUGGUCCUCGGGUGGAGAGGUUGUCGUCUCGGCUAUCGUUGAAGUACCCGAGGAGGGGUUCGGCCGUGCCGACACUGAGGCUGGCCCGGCUGAGUUCGAGUACGCCGAGCGUGACGGUGUCCUGCACGUUCCCCGGUACUACAAGGACGAGCAAUACAAUGAUAUGGUCACUGGCCCGCUUGUGUCGCACUGGGGUGAGGUACUACCAGUGGCCAAGGACGAAGAAGGGAAGGCCUGCGAAGACGACGGCUUCCCACCAGUACGCGGCAUCAUCCAGGGCGCCAUGUUACUACGCAAUGCUAUCUUCAAGCAUAUGACUCUCGAUGACUAG